Myiozetetes cayanensis is the source of this 1201-nucleotide messenger RNA. RefSeq names its product nudix hydrolase 17 (gene NUDT17). Lineage: Eukaryota; Metazoa; Chordata; Aves; Passeriformes; Tyrannidae. The record is from RefSeq and is a predicted model, not a curated record. Gene Ontology annotation, molecular function: NADH pyrophosphatase activity. Gene Ontology annotation, cellular component: cytosol. The transcript has 7 exons. Gene Ontology annotation, biological process: NAD+ catabolic process; NADP+ catabolic process. The coding region runs from base 61 to 1197 and encodes 378 amino acids.
CGUGUGCAAGGGGAGGGGGCGUGGCCGUGGUGCUGUGGUGACAGUGGCUGUGGUGUCCCCAUGGCCAUCCUGGUGUCCCCAUGGCCCCACUGUCCCCCUGUCCAUCACACUGUGGUGACGGUGGCCAUGGUGUCCCCAUGGCCAUGGUGCUGUGGUGACACAGCCGUGGUGUCCCCAUGGCCAUCAUGGUGUCCCCGUGUCCAUGGUGUCCCCGUAUCCAUGGUGUCCCCAUGGCCAUCGAGAUGUCCCCAUGACCAUCAUGGUGUCCUCAUGGCCAUGGUGUCCCCGUGUCCAUCACCCUGUGGUGACAUGGCCGCGGUGUCCCCGUGUCCGUCCGCUGUGCUGACGUGUCCCUGGUGUCCCCAGAGUGUCACGGGGCGGUUCUGCGGCACACAGGGGGACGUGGCCCGGGUUUGCUGCGGGCUGGAGCGCGGCCACUUCCUCGUCUCAGACGAGCCCUUCGCCGGCUCUGCCGUCACCAUCCUCAAGAGACCCCCGUUCUGCCCUGCCAAGCUGGGGGGGCCGGCGCUGGCCAGGGGGUGCCGUGCCGGGGUGGCCGCGGCCGUGGCCGUCCUGCUGGAGGCCGCCUGUGGCCACGUCCUGCUGACCCGCCGGGCCACCUCCCUGCGCCACUUCCCCGGCGUCUGGGUGCCGCCAGGAGGGCACGUGGAGCCGGGAGAGGAGCUGGUGGCCGCAGGGCUGCGGGAACUGGCUGAGGAGACGGGGCUGUCCCUGGAGCCUGGAACCUUCUCCUGGCACCUGCUUGGCCUCUGGGAGUCGCUGUUCCCCCCCGUGCUGGGCCGGGGGCCACCGCGGAGCCACCACAUCGUCACCUACCUGGGGCUGCGCUCGGAGGAGCCCCGCGAGCACCUGCAGGCGCGGCUGCGGCCGAGCCCACACGAGGUCAGUGCCGUGGCCUGGCUGGAGCCGCCGCUCCUCGAGGCCAUCGCGGCCACCGAGGAUGGGGCCGAGGGACCGGGAUCAGGAUCAGGACCAGGAAUGGUCCCCGCAGUGCUGCCGGACACCGUGGGGAUCACGGAGCUCAGCGCCGGAGGCCUCCGUAGUGCCCGCAUUCCCACUGAGAUCCUCCUGCGGCGGCUCCCGGCCCACGGCCCCGACUGGGAGCGUGUCAGCACCGGCACCAAGUUCGCCCUGGGGAGGUGGCGGGGGGGGCCCGGCCGAGGGGACCCGGAAUAAAGAG